AGCCGGAAAUUGAUCACCCGAAAGCCUCUUUGCGCAGGCGCGGCCGCCUUUCUUCCUUUCCGACACUCGAGCGAAAAGAGACAAGAUGGGCCAUCAGCAGCUCUAUUGGAGUCACCCCAGAAAAUUCGGACAGGGAUCCCGCUCCUGCCGAGUGUGCUCAAACAGACACGGCUUGAUCCGUAAAUACGGGAUCAACAUGUGCCGCCAGUGCUUUAGGCAGUACGCUAAAGACAUCGGCUUUGUUAAGCUGGACUAGAUGUCUUGUGCAGUUGUCCUCUUGGAUGGGUCAAGUUGUCUUUGGAAGGCUGGCCGUGAUGGGAUAAUGCAGCACUGCAAAUAAAUGUUAUUUCUUUUGUCCAA
Messenger RNA from Archocentrus centrarchus (flier cichlid), 360 nucleotides. It is a transcript of the gene rps29, whose product is annotated as ribosomal protein S29. Gene Ontology annotation, cellular component: cytosolic small ribosomal subunit; ribosome. Gene Ontology annotation, molecular function: structural constituent of ribosome; zinc ion binding. Bases 86 to 256 code for a protein of 56 amino acids. Lineage: Eukaryota; Metazoa; Chordata; Actinopteri; Cichliformes; Cichlidae. The record is from RefSeq and is a predicted model, not a curated record. The transcript has 3 exons. Gene Ontology annotation, biological process: cytoplasmic translation.